Talaromyces proteolyticus is the source of this 3016-nucleotide messenger RNA. Its product is annotated as putative RING finger domain protein. Lineage: Eukaryota; Fungi; Ascomycota; Eurotiomycetes; Eurotiales; Trichocomaceae. Gene Ontology annotation, molecular function: transcription cis-regulatory region binding; metal ion binding. The transcript has 2 exons. Bases 352 to 2550 code for a protein of 732 amino acids. Gene Ontology annotation, biological process: positive regulation of transcription by RNA polymerase II. The record is from RefSeq and is a predicted model, not a curated record.
AGGGGAGAUGACAUAACGGCGGCCCCGACUUACAUCCCGAUUGCUCCAUCCCGACGAGGGGCAAUCUCGUCAACAACAUCUCACGGGCAGCACGCAUGUGGCCCUCGGGCUCCUCCGACAUCGUGUAGCUCGUACUUUGUCUUUCGUGCUCUGGGUCUGUAUUUUGAAUGCGCUAUCUAGCUUGAUGGAACCUCCAGAUUCUGGAUACUCGAGGGAUCAGUCUUUAGAAACCCGCAAUUUCUAGCCACGAGGUACCAGUACCCCAGCAAAGACAUCACGCGUGAGCUCGCGACCCGCAUUGAGCUCUUCCAUGCGAAGCUAGCGGCCAUUCCAUCUUCAGAAACACAAGUUAUGUCGUCCGCGAACGGACAGAUUGUUGGCUCCUCCAAAGCAAUUGUCAGCAAUUCCAGCGUUUCCUCGUCUUCCGCGUCCUUCCAAGGCCCCUCCAAUUCUGCCGACGGAGGUGCCCAGAGACGCCCCGGAGGGACUGGUAGUUUUGGAGCUGGCUCUACAUCGCGAACCUCUCCAGUUGCGAGAAACAGCCAGAGUCGAAAGAACAAUCAUAAACAACACCAUCGCCCCUCGUUAGUGGACGAGGAUGCGGAGGCUGCCGUCAUGAGGUCGACCACGAACCGCAGAGGGCAGACGUCCAUAACCCAUUUAAUGAAUUUCUCCUUACCUCCUCGACCUCACCGUCAAACCGCCCCGCAUCGCACGCGAAGGAACCCAACUUGGGGAAUGGGCUCAGGCUACCAUUCAGUCGACAAAGCUAGAUAUGUACACGCAAAUUACCGGUUCAUCGUGAAUCCCCAAAACAGCUACCAUGCUCAAGCGGAGAACGCUGAUGUGCAUCUGGAUUGGAACUCGGUCCUCCAGGUCCUAGCGUCGGAACAAACCCAAGUUACAAGCUGUCCGAUCUGUCUUUCAAUGCCGGUGGCGCCUCGAAUGGCGAAAUGUGGUCAUAUUUUCUGUUACUCUUGUCUUAUCCGCUUCAUGCACUCAACCGAUGACGAGAUGCCAAUGCCAGAGAAGAAGCCUCGGUGGCAGAAAUGCCCAAUUUGCUGGGAUACUAUUUACGUUUCUGACUGCCGUCCAGUGCGGUGGUUCAUCGGCCAGGAAAAUGAUAUUCCAGUUGAAGGUGCUGAUGUUGUACUCCGUCUCUUGAAGCGAAAUCCUGGGAGUACUUUAGCCCUCCCUCGUGAUGGCGCGGAGGAUCUUGGCCCUGAAGAUGAUAUUCCAUGGUAUCACGCUGCAGAGGUUGCAGAUUAUGCACGUAUAAUGAAGGGUGGCGAAGACUACAUGAUUGCUCAGUACGAGGCUGAAAUAGAAGAUUUGAAGAGACAGCAACAAGAAGAUGAGCUUCUCUUUGGAGAUGACACCACCUGGUCGCGGAAGGCAAUCGAUAGCAUUAAUGAAGCCAAAGAGAAGGUUCGGGGGAUAGGCAAUCCUCCCGAUAUUAUUCGCACCGAAAAGAAGCCAGUACAUGCUCCAGUUCAUUUUGAGCAACCCCAAGAAGGUGUUCCUGACAUGUAUGCAUACCAACAGGCUAUUAAAUCUGCCAAAACGCAUUCCUCUUCAGAACCUCUAAAUUACUUUGGUGACCAUGGAUAUGGCAGUCCUUUGGCUGCCGUCCAAUCCGAUCAACUGGCCCAUGAGAUGGACGCCUUGAAGCUGGAUACCGAUGACCCAGUCAAUUCUCGAAAGAAAGACAAGCAACCGAAGUCUCCUGCUAAGAAAUCAACUUACCGCGAGAACGCGGGAUCCUCAAAUGACCAGCCGUACUACUUCUAUCAAUGCCUGCCGCACUAUUAUCUGUCGCCCCUUGACAUACGUAUUCUGAAAACGGCAUUUGGCGAUUACUCGUUGUUUCCAGCAACUAUUCUUCCACGAGUCGAACACAUAUCGACUGGGCAUAUUGUCGACGACGAGCUGCGGAAACGUGCCAAAUACUUUGGACAUCUUCCUUAUGGAUGCGAAGUUAGCUUUCUUGAAUGUGAUUGGACUGACAUCGUCGUUCCGGAAGUCUUAGAGCAAUUUCAUACCGAAAUAAAUAAAAGGAGACAGCGGAACCGCGAUAAAGAAACGAGGGACGAGAAAAAUCGACUUCGCGCAGAAAAGGAAGAGGACGAAAAGCGUUGGGCAGCUGCUCGCCGCAAGCAGUCUACCUAUGACAGCAGCGAACGACCUUUCUCCGAGCAAGACUUUUUGCCUCUAAGCGGAUUCACGGCCGAUGCGGAAGAUCCUGCUAGCUCACCCCCUAUGACUAGUCAGAUGCAGUCUCGGUUUGAAGCCCUGGCUUCACCUUCAACGAGUCCUCCAACGGCUCGUACUGUAUGGGGCACUGCCGCAGUCAAUUCCAACUCGCCAGUUGCCACCCAGCAGCCUGUUAAUGACGGCUGGCUUCGAGGCUGGGAGGACGACCUCGUGGAGCAGCAGGAGGCCGAGCUUAUUGCACAGACUAUGAAUGAUACUCCAAUCGCAUCGGGUGGUCGUAAAAAGAAGAAUAAGAAGAUCACCCUGAUGUCAACUAACAUUCAGCGAGGUGCUUGACGCUUUGUUAUGGCACAAGUUUGACAGCAUUGAAUUAAUGAGUACCGGUUCAUGAGGUCUGGGCGUUGAGUCUAUUUUGUUUCUUUUUGUUUCUUUUUGUUUCAUUUGCUAGGCGAGAGCAUAUGGAGUACAGUGACCCUUUUGGAUUUAUGCUAUUACUUGCAUAUACACCACCUUGAUACGCAGACAACCUACUUAUACAAAUGAAGAAUAUUCAGUCCACUAGAAAUAUUGGAAUGGAAAUGAAAUGUAUAUAAAACCAAGCCUUUUCAGUGUUUUGUUCAAGGGUACAAAUGCGUUUCACGGAUGACACUCAUUCCCUUUCAUCAUUCUCCACAGAUAAAAUAGACGGAUGCACUGUUUCUACCUUUAAGGAGCAACAUGCCAAUUUCUGGUGGCCAGAGUGCAAUUCAAGGAAAGGAUCUUGCUGUAAGAACUGCGAUAAGAGCUACAUAAUUCAUCCAGG